CAAACGUUGCCACUCAUUUGCUUACCUGAAAGAAAUUCAUUUCAUUUGACAUCUCUCACCUGUCAAGUUGUGAGACUCCUGACUCCUGUUAGCAAUUCACUCAUCAGUGCACUUCCUACAUCACCAGAAUGCCUCUGCAGUUUGAACUGUGUCCCGGUAGAAUGAUUGGGGGCUCCCAUCCGUGCUUCAUCAUUGCUGAAAUUGGACAAAACCACCAGGGAGACAUUGAGACCGCUAAGAAAAUGAUCAAGAUGGCAAAGGACUGUGGUGCUGAUUGUGUCAAAUUCCAGAAAAGUGAAUUAGAGUACAAAUUUAGCAAGAAAGCCUUGGAGCGCCCCUAUACUUCAAAGCACUCCUGGGGGAAAACUUAUGGCGAUCAUAAGCGGCACUUGGAGUUCAGUCAUGAGCAGUACAGGGAACUGAAAAAGUAUGCAGAGGAGACUGAAAUCUUCCUCACCGCCUCUGGCAUGGAUGAGAUGGCUGUGGAGUUCCUCCAUGAGCUGGAUGUGCCUUUCUUCAAAGUUGCCUCCUGCGAUGCUAACAACUUCCCCUAUUUGGUGAAAACUGCCAAAAAAGGACGUCCAAUGGUGGUGUCCAGUGGGAUGCAAUCCAUGGAGACGAUGCGUCGGGUCUACAAAACAGUGAAGGAGCACAACCAGAACUUCACUAUCCUGCAGUGCACCAGCACCUACCCUCUGGACCCUAACGACGUCAACCUCAGCGUGAUCACGGCAUACCAGAAGGAAUUCCCGGACAUUCCCAUCGGAUAUUCCGGACAUGAGCAGGGGAUCUACAUUACUGUGGCCUCUGUGGCGAUGGGAGCAAAGGUCGUGGAACGUCAUGUGACCUUGGACAAGACCUGGAAGGGAAACGACCAUGAGGCAUCCCUGGAGCCCUCAGAGCUGGCAGAGCUGGUGCGAGCCAUCCGCCUGGUGGAGACGGCAAUGGGAUCACCUGUCAAGCAAAUGUUACCCUGCGAGAAGAACUGCCAUGAUAAGUUGGGAAAAUCGGUGGUGGCUAAGGGGGCCAUCCCCAAAGGCACGGUGCUGAACAUGAACAUGUUUGCAGUGAAGGUGGGCGAGCCAAAAGGCUUCCCUCCACAGGAUAUGCAGAAGCUGGUGGGCAAGAAGAUCAAAGUGGACGUGGAAGAUGACGACAGUAUCUUGGCGGACAUGAUAGAAUAAAGGAUCCUCCACAAAGGUUGGGAGAGAGAGGCAGACAGACAGACAGAGAGGGAGGGAGAAGGAAAGAGAACAAGAAAGAGUGAGAGAGAGGCAGACAGGUAGAAGAUGGACAAACAGUGUUUCAGUGUUUGAACAGAAAGAGAUACAGUAAAGAGAAUGGUAAGGAAUAAAAGAGGGGAACAGAGGAUUAGGUCUGUGUGUCUGAGUGAAAGAGAAAGACAAGAGGUUUGAUAAAGAGGAAGAGAAGUGCAGUAAGAGAAAGGCAAAUUACAUUAAGGAUAAACAGGUCUAAACAGGUCUUAAAAUGACUCUACAUGAUGGUAAUACCUGAACCAAAGAGGGUGUCUUGGUGUAAAAUCACAGCCUGUAAGUACAGGGUGUCCAGAAAUUUGUCAACAGUCAAAUGUGGGCUGUGAAGCGCCAUGUUCAUUCUCCAUGAUCUGAGGUCAAAGCUGACAUUUCUGCCCCCUCUGUAUUCUGACAGUAACAUAUUCACAAACUAAAAGUAAAAAAAAAGAAAAAAAGUGGAGUUGCAUGGCUGCUGUGGCAUUUGCACAACUUUAACAAGGUGAACACAUCUGUACUUAGGAAUGCAGAUGCAUGCUAAUAUUAUUGAUGUCAACUGUUUUUGCAUCCCUUUACUGUUUGCUUUCUGUAUGCCAUAGGCCUUUGAAGGGGAAAUAUUUGCACGAGUCCAAAUUGAGAAAUGCACCAUGGCUGGCUUGUAAAAUUUCCUCACUCAAUGCCAAUAUUUCUCACAUGUGGUGUGAACAUAAUCUCUUUUUGGAAUGUUCUGUCUAAUUUUUCCCAGCAAUUAAUUACAAUAAAAUUGUGAGGUGUGGCUACAUAUGUGAAUAUAUAGGCUGCACUGUAAUCAUAUGCAGUACCUAUACACAUAUACGGUAUUUGUGUAUUUGGCAUUACAUUUUGAAGGUGCCACAUGUGGCCCUUAUAUAGUAAUCACUGUUUCUGAAAAUGUUAAUUGUGUGAAUAAAAAGGGUGUUAAAAAGA
Molecule: messenger RNA, 2195 nt
Organism: Siniperca chuatsi (mandarin fish)
Lineage: Eukaryota; Metazoa; Chordata; Actinopteri; Centrarchiformes; Sinipercidae
Product: sialic acid synthase-like
Exons: 6
Coding region: 129-1184 (351 amino acids)
Biological process (GO): carbohydrate biosynthetic process
Molecular function (GO): N-acylneuraminate-9-phosphate synthase activity
Source: RefSeq, a predicted model, not a curated record